Helianthus annuus (common sunflower) is the source of this 876-nucleotide messenger RNA. RefSeq lists its product as uncharacterized. Bases 1 to 876 code for a protein of 291 amino acids. The record is from RefSeq and is a predicted model, not a curated record. The transcript has a single exon. Lineage: Eukaryota; Viridiplantae; Streptophyta; Magnoliopsida; Asterales; Asteraceae.
AUGUCUAUUAGGAGUGGGAGGCAAACUAAUGCUUGGAGUGACAAUUGGUGGCCUUGUAGUCCUCUUCGGUCGUUUAUCUCUCCAAGAGCUAUCGCUAAUGCUGGUUUCUCUCUAAGUUCUAUGGUUGCUGAUCUUGUGGCGGCUGAUAAUGGUCAAUGGUUAUGGCCCGAGGCAUGGUAUGACGCUUAUCCGGUUCUUAUAAAUAUUGAUAUUCAUCAAAUUAUAGCUGGUGUGAAUGAUCGGCUAUGGUGGAAAGAUCUGGAUGGUAAUCUUCAGCAUUUUGAAUCGGGGGAGGUUUGGAAUAGCUUGCGGAAUAGAGAGGAUAAGGUUUUAUGGGUUAACUCGGUAUGGUUCUCUCAAUGUAUUCCUCGACAUUCAUUCCACUUGUGGUUAGUUAUCAAGAAUAAACUUAAGACUCAAGACAGGUUGACCGUUUGGGAAGCUGGCAGUGCUACUAAUUUACAGCUUAUGUGCUGUCCAUUAUGUAAAUAUGAUCGUGACACUAGAGAUCAUCUCUUCUUCCAAUGUCAUUUUUCAUCCGAGGUUUGGGGAUUGGUUAGGAAAUACGUGGACAUGGGGGGUGUUUUGAACACUUUGUCAUCGAUUAUUCAAUGGAUGGAGCUCGUUGCUAAUUCAAGAACUCUAGAGCAUAUUAUUUGCAAGAUCCUGGUUGCGGCUACCACAUAUUUUAUUCGGCAAGAAAGAAACAAUCGUCUAUUUUCUACUCUUGCUCGAAAUGCUGAUGCUCUCUCUAAGAUCAUUAUUGAUACGGUUCGGCUUAGAAUUAUGGGCUUCAAGGUGAGUGGGGAACCAAAAUAUGACAAGAUAUUGGAAAGGUGGCUGAUCUCGAAGAAUAUGGCUUUGGAGCCGAGCUAA